Molecule: messenger RNA, 1163 nt
Organism: Thermothelomyces thermophilus ATCC 42464
Lineage: Eukaryota; Fungi; Ascomycota; Sordariomycetes; Sordariales; Chaetomiaceae
Exons: 2
Coding region: 113-793 (226 amino acids)
Biological process (GO): 'de novo' IMP biosynthetic process
Cellular component (GO): cytoplasm
Molecular function (GO): phosphoribosylglycinamide formyltransferase activity
Source: RefSeq, a predicted model, not a curated record
GCAGCCGACAGCCUUAAUUUGACAUCCGGAGUUCGACCCGCCACUACGCCCCACAGCGUGAUUAGGAGGAGGCUCAGCAAGUUUAUAUCCUAUCCCCUACGCACAGUGCGCCAUGGCGGACCCCUGUCGCAUCGUGGUGAUGGCCAGUGGGAAUGGCUCGAAUUUCCAGGCCCUCAUCGACGCCGUUUCCGCCGGCCGGAUUCCAAAUUCAAAGAUUAUCCACCUCUAUGUGAAUCGAGCAAAAGCAUAUGCGACGACGCGAGCGGAUCAGGCAGGCAUCCCCUGGGAGUACUUCAACCUGAUCUCCCACGGUUUCCAGGCCAAGGGGGAGAAAGACCCCUUGAAGAUACAGGAAUCAAGGGAUAGAUAUGACGCUGCCUUAGCAGAGAAGCUGUUGCAGAGUGAUAUCAAGCCAGACCUUGUGGUCCUGGCCGGUUGGAUGUACGUGUUUGGGAAGCACUUUCUCGAUCCCCUUGAUGCGGCGGGCAUCAAAAUUAUCAACCUUCACCCCGCGCUACCAGGGAAAUACGAUGGCGCUGGGGCGAUUGAGCGGGCUUUUAACGACUUCAAGGCGGGCAAGCUGGAAAACAACAGGACAGGCAUCAUGGUGCACUAUGUCAUCGACAAGGUCGACCGGGGUGAGCCGAUUCUGGUCAGAGAGAUCGAAUGCCGUGAGGGCGAGGAUCUGCAUCAGCUCGAGGAGAGAAUACAUUCUCACGAGCACGAGCUGAUCGUCGAGGCUACUGCACAGGUAGCGAGGCAGCUACUUGCCCGGAAGAGCGAAACGAAGUAGACGAGUUCAUGGAUAUCCCGGGGAGCUGGCCGUUCUAGGAAACCUCAAGGCUCCCGGUGGUAGUGUGUUGGCUGCGUGAGGAACUAGGGUUUUGUGUUGCCCCUCUGACAACGGGUAUCUCACGGCCCAAGUCCUCUUGCACAUUUGCACAUUCGCACAUCACUCUGGGGGAUGGUACUCUCUGCAGUGAAUCAUUUGAGUCUUUGGCUUUCGCGAAUGAAGUGGCGAUGGUUUGAGGGUUCGCUCCGUUAUUCACGGGUCUGUGCGCCCCACCGUCUGCCUGGCCUUAACGCACCUAGUGAUCUCAGCAGGCAGGCAGCGACGCGCUAGCACCCAAUCGACAGAGGCGCUUGCUCACGUUUAUUCUGAU